UAGUCAUGAAAACAAAAAUAAUGCUGAAGGUCGUGCAGUCCAAACACAAGACACUGCGGGAUAUAAAUACCACCUGAUAGUUUCGUCUGUCACAUUUCGCUACUUAUACUUCGUGAAGCGACACACGUCAGCCAUGAAGACUCUGACAAUCCUGGGAAUAAUGGCGGCUACCCUGUUGGGGCUGGUAGCAGGCGACGCUGAUGCUGAGCCGUCGUUAGGCCUGGGCGGGGGGUACCACGUUUCUAACAUCUAUGGGUACGGUUUGGGACCCAGACUAGGUUAUGGUCUGGGUUACGGAUAUGGCCUUGGGUAUGGCUUUGGAGUAGGCCUUGGACAUAAGCUGGGAUAUAGACCGUACGGCCUCAUUGGCGGUCAUUAUCGCCGCAAACGUGAGGCGGAACCCAAGGCUGAAGCCGAUCCCGGUCUGAUCACGGGUCACAAGAAGAUUCACCACGAGAGCUACGCCGUGGUUCUUCCUCCCCUCGGCCUUGGUUAUGGACUUGGUUACGGCCUUCCCUAUGGGUACGGGCAUAGCUAUGGGUUGCCUUAUAUUGGUGGCUAUUUGGGCUAGAAAAGACUGAUUAUUGUUUCACAUGUUAAGGCGAUGCUGACUGUAACUAUCAUUGUAAACAACUGCAGUUUUCUUUUUUUUCUUUUUCGUAUCUUACCAAGUUAUGGAGAGAAGCUUGUUUAAAUCUAUUUCUAUAUCAAUGAAGCUUCCUUAUGAAUAUUAAAAUUUUUGCUACUU
This is a messenger RNA of Portunus trituberculatus (swimming crab), 748 nucleotides long. Its product is annotated as keratin-associated protein 21-1-like. NCBI's taxonomy places the organism in Eukaryota, Metazoa, Arthropoda, Malacostraca, Decapoda, Portunidae. The record is from RefSeq and is a predicted model, not a curated record. The transcript is spliced from 2 exons. Bases 134 to 571 code for a protein of 145 amino acids.